GCCUCCUCGGCGAGGCCGGGCAGGGAGGCCGGGCCGGGGGAGCCGGAGCCCUUUGUGUGUGCGAGAGAGCCGCGGGGAUGGUGCCCGCCGCCGCCGCCGCCUCCCGGAAGACCUUGCCAGGUGAGCUUCAGAGCCUGGAAGCCGCCUUCUGGUGGAGCUGAGGAACGGACAGGAGUAAACAAGAAGUGAGCAGGAGAAGGAGGUUUUCAGCAGCUGUCAAGAUGGGCAUGAGGAUCAAGCUGCACAGCACUGACCACCCCAACAACCUGUUGAGGGAACUUAACAAAUGCCGGUUGUCAGAGACUAUGUGUGAUGUUACCAUUGUGGUGGGUAGUCGUACCUUCCCUGCACACAAAGCAGUGCUGGCGUGUGCAGCAGGCUACUUCCAGAACCUUUUCCUCAGUACAGGUCUGGAUGUGACCCGCACCUACGUGGUGGAUUUCAUUACUCCAGCCAACUUUGAAAAGAUUCUGAACUUUGUCUAUACCUCAGAGCUCUUUACAGACCUGAUCAAUGUGGGUGUCAUUUACGAGGUUGCUGAAAAAUUGGGCAUGGGUGAUUUGCUGAAGGCUUGCCAUUCCACCUUCCCAGACUUGGAAAACUCAGCCAACACGAAACAACCUUCUGUCUCAGGUGAAAGCCGGCCAACUGGCAUGUCGACAGAGCCGAACCAUGCCCUGGGUGAAAUCCGAAACAGUGGGGAGCACCCGGGACCAGAGCGGAGUUGCAGUAUGCAGAGUGAAGCACCAGGUGGCUACAAAGAAGAUUCUGCAAAUGAAGGCAGCCAUAACUUAAUGCACCAGCAGACUCCCAAAACCGAAGAACAGGAAUCACCAGCACAGUUUACUGGUGCCAUGAGCAUUAUGACACAGGCUGGUCUCAGCAAUGUCAGCAUGGCUGUUCAAAGCACUGUCAACUCAUGUCAUCCAUAUAAACUCCAGAACAACGGGGAUUACAACAAAGGCAAUUUUUUUGCUUCGGAUGCAUCACUGGAUAUAUCAACAGGCAGCAACUCCUGCCCUAGCAAUAGUGAUCACUCCAAAGACCAGGGCUUUGGGCAGAUGGAUGAGCUACAGCUAGAAGAUCUAGGGGAAGAUGAACUACAUUUUGAAGAUCCCAGCGAGGAGCUAGGUGCUGCAGAGGAAGUUAUUGAGCUGAGCGAUGACAGUGAAGAGGAGCUAUCCUUUGAGAAUGACAACCGUGAUAACAAGGCCAUGCCCUGUCAAGUGUGCAAAAAGGUUUUAGAGCCCAACAUACAGCUGAUCCGCCAACAUGCCAGAGACCAUGUGGACCUCCUGACUGGCAACUGCAAAGUCUGCGAGACCCAUUUCCAAGACAGGAACUCCAGAGUCACCCACGUCCUGUCUCACAUUGGGAUAUUCCUCUUCUCCUGUGAUAUGUGUGAGACCAAGUUUUUCACCCAAUGGCAGCUCAGCCUUCACCGCCGCGAAGGGGUGUUUGACAACAACAUUAUCAUCCAUCCUAGUGACCCACUUAUAGGGAAGGUCAACUUGUUCAGUGGGGAUUUGGCAUGUGCCACCUGUGGGAAACCCCUUGCCAAGGAUUUUCAUAUGGUUCGGGGCCACAUCUUGGACCAUGUUAACUUGAAAAGCCAAACAUGUGGCGUGUGUGACCAGCGGCACCUCAAUCUCUGCAGCUUGAUGUGGCACACCCUUUCCCACUUGGGCAUUUCUGUUUUUUCUUGCUCCGUUUGUGCCAACAGUUUUGUGGACAGGCACCUCCUGGAGAAGCACAUGGCAGUCCACCAAAGCAUGGAGGAAACCCUCUUUCGGUGUCACUACUGUGGCCAAGCUUUUAAGCUGGAAGCUGCUUACCGCUACCAUGUGAGCCAGCACAAGUGCAGCUCUGGCUUGGACCUUGUCCGGCCCAGUUUUGGCGACCGACUCCACCAGCAAGCUCUGCAGAAGAGGAAGCUGACAGAGGAGUUCCUAAGUGAGGAUGUGGCUCUUCAGAGCCAACCUGGAAACAGUGCUUUCUGGAGGGAUGCAACAGAACAGAUUGAUCACAGGGCACAGAUCCUGACUCAGUUUGAACUACACUUGUGGCUUUAUCCUAUAGGUUGUACUUUAUGCUUUCUAAGUGCAGUACUAUGUGAAAUCCAGGCAGGGGGAUGGAUGAGAGAAGCGAACGUUGACAAAUGUAGCAGCUGGCUUGAGAUCUGCCCCUAAGUUUAAUGCAAACUACCUCAUAAGGAGGAAGUCCUGGAGUCUUAAAAAUCAGUGGUAUGUACAAAUAGGCUUCCAGGCUUCUGUAUAUGAAAACACUGUUGUUAAAGAAAAACAGAAAUCCACAUAAUGCUGCUCUAGCCCUGACCUAUGGGGGGGGGGGUGGAAUGAAAAACUGUACAGCCCCAGGAAUCUCAGUUCUGACAGUAAUUCCAGUAGGGCAGCCUUGGUCAGGUUGCUUUGCUCUCUGCUUACAGUACCUACCUCUAAGGGUGUUGUGAAGAUUGACUGCUUUGAUUUUUGUCAAGGAGAAAAAGCACUUAGGCAUGUCUUCUUGUUUUCUUAUAAGAAAGUUGCCGUCUUCAAAUAGCCCCCAGCAUGCAGCAAGUGUUCUGACAUAUCUCUCAAUUCCUUUCCUCCUUGUGGCCUCUGAAUAGCAAACACCAAACAGGACACACUAAGGAAUUAACUCAACAAUAUAGCGGACAAGACUAUUCCUAAGUAUAAGUAAUGCUGGAAGCAUUCAGUGUAAGGAUGUAAGAGUUGUCAGGAAUUUACUACUUCUAGUAGUACCACUAGUAUUUAGAUAAUGUCAGGGCCACAUGGCUAGACCCACAGGGCUUGAGAAAGGAACUGAAGCCUAAGAAAGCCUAAGGUCCAGCUGUGGACUAAUGGCAGAUGGACAGUAUUUUAUUAUUUAUACGAGCCCUGGCCAGUCAAAAAGCUUCAUACUAUCUAUCAACUGGAGGGGCUGAUGUUACACACUCUUAUUGCUCCUCUAUGCCUGAAGAGGGCUGAGCCCAUAAAGUAGCACACCAGGCUAAGCCCCAGUCUUGGUCUCUGAAGCUCUUGGUUCAAGUUCUGGAGUCCAAAACAAUAAUGGAUGUACUCCCCAGGUGUUGAACAGAACCAUGUUUUCGUAGUUAAGAUGCCUUCAUUGGAAGUGAUGGAGAAGGAGCUAUAUUGGAUCUCACCCAGUAAGGACUGUUCCUUAUUCUCGACUUCUAGAGCUGUUUCAGUCUAGUUCUCCAGUGCCAAACUGCAUCCAAUGCAAACUUGGCCAGCUUUAGAAAUUCCAUUAAAAAAAAAAAGCAUUCUGCCAUGACAAAGAUAUGAAUCAUUGUGCUUGGUAGUGUAGCUUGGCCCAAGUAACUUCACCUGUCUGCCUCAAAACACCCACACAUCAACUCACCCCAAAUUGUGAGUGAGGAAUAUUUAAAAAUACCUACCUCACAAAUGGAAAAGUUGUGAGGUGUAGUAAAUGUCUGUAAAGUGCUUUGGAAUCCUUAGGCGUGUAGAAAGACAAAGUAUUGUAAUUAAAUAGCUUUGCUCUGUUUGCUAUGCUACCAUUUGUGAAGAAUCCCUACCAUUACCAUCACAGUAGGGGAGGGUUCAGGCAUGGAACAGGUGUUCCAGUCUAACACAGAAAGCUUUGAAACUAAUAAACAACACUGUUUUUGGAGACUAACACUUUAUUAUUGCUCUUAUUUUUGUGAACUCAAAACCAUGCCCUCUCCCUUUUCCUCCAAAGAUCCAGAUGUCUUGAAAUAAAAAACAACAACAAAGCAGAGCAUUGUGAUUGCUGUCUAACCUUUUGGUUAAGUUAAUUGUAGGUACUGACCUGGUUAUUUAAGUGUUUAAUAUCUAUUUGCUGUAAAGUUUGUACAUUUUGUAAAACUUUUCUUCCUCAAAGAAAAAAAAGUAGAUGUCUAAAAUCGUUGUACAUCGGAUUCUUUUAUACUCCAUCAUUUGGCACAAAAGUGUGGUUUUUAUUUAGAAUAAUAAAAUGAAAAACUCGA
Podarcis raffonei (Aeolian wall lizard) is the source of this 3985-nucleotide messenger RNA. RefSeq names its product zinc finger and BTB domain containing 39 (gene ZBTB39). Gene Ontology annotation, molecular function: RNA polymerase II cis-regulatory region sequence-specific DNA binding; protein binding; DNA-binding transcription factor activity, RNA polymerase II-specific. Lineage: Eukaryota; Metazoa; Chordata; Lepidosauria; Squamata; Lacertidae. Gene Ontology annotation, biological process: negative regulation of transcription by RNA polymerase II; regulation of cytokine production; regulation of immune system process. The coding region runs from base 222 to 2189 and encodes 655 amino acids. The transcript has 3 exons. The record is from RefSeq and is a predicted model, not a curated record.